Erigeron canadensis is the source of this 1815-nucleotide messenger RNA. Its product is annotated as cytochrome P450 704C1-like. The transcript is spliced from 6 exons. Lineage: Eukaryota; Viridiplantae; Streptophyta; Magnoliopsida; Asterales; Asteraceae. The record is from RefSeq and is a predicted model, not a curated record. The coding region runs from base 39 to 1628 and encodes 529 amino acids. Gene Ontology annotation, molecular function: heme binding; iron ion binding; monooxygenase activity.
UUUUGUUCAUUCUUUUCUUUCUCAACAAAUUUCCAAAAAUGAAGUCUCUUUUAUCAUAUCCAACCACCAUCUUGUUUAUUCUCAUUGGAUUUUAUAUUUCACCUUCAUUCAUGGCUACAAUCGUCGGAAUCAUAAUCUCAUUUUUGCUAGUAUUUUUGGCUGUGGUAUUUGGACCUUACUUGAAGGAAAUUGUUUUCACCGACCGCCACCGACCACCGGUUGUCGGACCAAUAUCAAGCCAACUCGUACACUUCCGGGAGCUGUACGAUUACAUGACGUCACUUGCCAAAAAGCAUCACACUUUUCGUUUCAUAACACCUACACACAGUGAAAUAUAUACUGCUGAUCCUGUUAAUGUUGAAUAUAUUCUCAAGACCAACUUUGUUAAUUACACCAAGGGGGAGCAUAAUAAUGGAAUAAUGAGGGAUCUUUUUGGAGAAGGGAUAUUUGCAGUGGAUGGAGAUAAGUGGAGACAUCAAAGGAAGCUUGCAAGCUAUGAGUUUUCCACUAAGAAUUUGAGGGAUUUCAGUAGUGAUGUUUUUAGAAUAAAUGCUGCUAAAUUGGCCAAAAAGAUUUCAUUACUAGCAGCAGCACCACCUUCUGAGCAAACCAUUAAUUUGCAGGAUUUACUCAUGAAAACGACUUUAGAUUCGAUAUUCAAGGUGGGAUUUGGGUUUGAUCUUGAUACCGUAUCAGGGUUACACGAGGCAAGUAAUCGAUUCAUGAAAGCGUUUGAUGAUUCAAAUAGUUUAUCCUUUUGGCGAUUUGUAGAUCUUCUAUGGAGGGCAAAGAGGUAUUUUAACAUUGGUUCGGAAGCUGUUCUCAAGCAGAACAUCAGAAUCGUUGAUAAUUUUGUGUAUGAAUUGAUACGAAACAAGAGGGAGCAGAUGACAAAUCAAAAUCUUAAUAGAGAUAAAGAAGACAUUUUAUCAAGAUUUUUGAUAGAAAGUGAAAACGAUCCAGUGAAUAUGAACGAUAAGUACCUAAGAGAUAUAUCAUUGAGUUUUGUGAUUGCUGGAAAGGAUACAUCUGCAAAUACUCUCACUUGGUUCUUCUAUAUGCUUUGCAAGCAUCCCUUGAUUCACCAAAAGAUUGCAGAAGAAGUGAAGACAGCCACCGAAGCUGAUGAUGAUACAUCUGUUGAUGACUUUGGGCUCAAGUUAACCCAAGUUGCACUUGACAAAAUGCAUUAUCUUCACGCAGCUUUAUCUGAGACGCUUAGGCUCUACCCUGCAGUUCCAGUGGAUGGCAAGAGUGCGGAGAAAGACGAUGUUCUUCCUGAUGGGUUCAAGAUCAAGAAAGGAGAUGGCGUCGCCUAUCUUCCGUAUUCAAUGGGAAGGAUGACGUAUAUUUGGGGAGAUGAUGCGGAGGAAUUCCGGCCAGAAAGGUGGCUCAUUAGUGGUGUUUUUCAACCUGAAAGUCCUUUCAAGUUUACCACUUUUCAGGCUGGGCCAAGAAUAUGCUUAGGAAAGGAAUUUGCUUACAGACAGAUGAAGAUACUGGCUGCUUUUCUUUUAUAUUUCUUUAAGUUUAAGUUGGUGGAUGAGAGUGAAGACGCUAGGUAUCGAACCAUGUUUACCCUUCACAUGGAUAAAGGACUCCAUUUGUAUGCUACUCGCCGUUUCUAAGAGUAUAAAAAAAAAACAAGGUCUGACUUUUAGCUGUGAAACUGUCGCGCCCUAUAGGAACUUACCAUUUAUGAGUAUAUGCUUUUGUAUAGUAACUAUAAGUUUGUUAACCUUAUGCCAUGAUUCUGGAACCACAAGACUGGACAAUUGUCAUCCAUCAAGAAUCUCCACUUAAGUUUCUGAGAAA